Messenger RNA from Symbiodinium sp. CCMP2456, 1578 nucleotides. NCBI's taxonomy places the organism in Eukaryota, Dinophyceae, Suessiales, Symbiodiniaceae. The record is from the annotation of a GenBank genome assembly.
AUGUUGGAUGAAGGGCUGCAGCCGAGCGCCCAGACCUUCGGUGCGCUGGUCAAUGCUGCCGUGCGUGUGGGAGACCUCUCGCAGGCCAGGACUUGGCUCCAGGAGUCCCGGAAGCAGGGCGUGAAUCCGGGUGUGGUGGCCUACACUACGCUGCUGAAAGGUCUUUGUGAAGCAGGUCAGAUCAAGGAAGCUCAGCAGGCGCUUGACGACAUGCUGAGCUCGGGAUGCCAACCCAACAUCCGAACAGCCAACACGCUACUUCGAGGCUUCCGGCGGGCUGGGGAGGUCGAUGCUUCGCUUGAACUACUGAGGCGAAUGGAAGAUGAGUGGGGCGUCCCUCCUGAUGCGACAAGCUGCGAGUAUGCAGUGGCACUGCUUUGCCAAGGCCUUCGCGUGAAAGCAGCGCGUGCCCUGCUCAAGAGGAGCUCUGCCAAGGCCGCGGGAGCAGGUUCUGCUGAGGGCACUGAAGGUUCUGCCUUCGUGACUUGGGAAGGUGGAAAGGCUGCAGCAUUCCGCAACCGUGCCAGUCUGUGGACAAUGGUGGCUGAAGCUUCCUUGCUGUGCAACGAGCCACGUGUUCGAGCUCGGCGAGCUUUGAAAAGGGCGAGACUGUUGCGUCGGAAGGCUGCGAAGUGGCAGAAGCAGGAGCGACAGACGCGUGAGGCUGGACCAGGAGCUUCCUCGGCCGGCCUUUUCGCAGAAUUCAAAGAGCGUGAGCUCGCUCGGAGAGCUGCUCUCAUAGAGGACCACCUGGAAAGCCACGAUGCGUUGGAAGCGCCAGCGAAGCACAUGACCAGACUCCUCGCGCUUCCCCAAGACAUUCCUGACGAGGCCGGCGCCGUCAGUGGCCAGGCGCUGCUCCUGGAGCUCCAACGCUCCUUUGGGCUGCGUGGCGACCAGCCGACAGCAGAGGCGAAACUAUUGCAGCGAUUGAAUGCCAUAGCUGAUGGGGAAGGGCAGCUCCACCUGGAUGCAGUGUUUCGUGACGUGCUGCCUCUGAAGGUGGAGCUGUGUUCUGGAGAGGGCGAAUGGGUGUGUGCUCAAGCAGCUGCUGACGCUGGGAAAGCCAGCUGGGUCUGCGUGGAAAACAGGCGAGAUCGCGUCUUCCGCACGUUCUCCCGCGCACUUCUCACUGGAGUGUGCAAAAAUCUCUGCGUGGUUGCUGCGGACGCGGCUGUCUUUCUGCGCAUGCUUGCACCUGGCUCCGUGGCGUACAUGUAUGUCAACUUCCCGGAGCCACCUGUUCGCCGCGGCUUGGGCGAUGGCGAGAUAGAAGGAUCUGGUGCAGCGCUUGGGGCAGACGCGGCCGCCCCCCAUCUUCUCACUGCUGAGACUUUUCGCUCAGUGCGUCGAGUGCUGUCCUCUGACGGCAUGCUUCUGAUUCAUUCAGACAACGUGACUUACUUGCGGCAGCUUGCAGCAUCCCUGGAUGCUGUUGGCGGCUUUGCGAAUGUGAGUGACCCCGGCCCUGGUAUUGUCCGAGAUGGUCUCCGGCUUAGCGCCGCGCAGCACAAGCACAUCAUCAUGCACUGUCGACACUGCUCCAAGGCACCAGCGGCUCGAGUCGGAAUGGAAUAG